This is a messenger RNA of Aureobasidium pullulans EXF-150, 903 nucleotides long. RefSeq lists its product as uncharacterized. The transcript has a single exon. Bases 202 to 750 code for a protein of 182 amino acids. Lineage: Eukaryota; Fungi; Ascomycota; Dothideomycetes; Dothideales; Saccotheciaceae. The record is from RefSeq and is a predicted model, not a curated record.
CGCACGAGGUCUUCGGCACCUUUGUGCAGAGACUCGUCUUUUCCGCCGCUAGGGUGGAAGAGAGGGUUACGCUGCUCAUGGCGGAGAUUAAAGAGAGGGGGGCAAACAGGCGGGAGGCGAGAGAGUGUAUAGAGGGGUACGGCGGUGCUGCUGUAGAGCAGUUAAGGUUUCUUCAGUCGGGUGCUAAGGGCUACGCUGCUCAUGGCGGAGAUCAGGGAGAGGAGGCUCAACAGACGGGAGGCCAGGGAGUGUAUAGAGGGGUACAACGAUGCUGCUGUGGAGCAGUUGAGGUUUCUUCAAUCGGGUGCUGAGGGUUACGCUGCUCAUGGUGGAGAUCAGGGAGAGAGGGCUCAACAGACGGUAAGCGCUCCAAGCCCCGCUUCGCUAGCGCCUCUCACCACAGUGCGUGUGCUCAUCUCCUUAAAUUUACCGACGGACAAGGUCGGGAACGCUGCGAAGAAGGGGAUGCCGUUUACAGACAGAGCGACAGAGCCGCCAAUCGAGAAGACCGAUCACGCCCUCCGUGCCGUCGUCCUCACCACAGCCGAUAAGUGCAUUAUAUACGCUCUUGCAGAACAAGAUCAUGGUGCACGGCGAAGGACAAAUUCGUAUUGGCCUGCGUCACAAAGUGAUCUGCUUCCUCCUGCCGACGACGACACCCCGAUUGACACUGUGCGUCGCCGACUUACUACUCUCGAAAUUUGGACUUGGCUCAAAAGUUUUUCCAGACGAAGACGAUCCUCAGACUGAGACACUAGGUUUCCUUGAACCUACGGCUAUUGGCAGGAUUCGAAAGCUUCGGUGAAGAAGCUGAUGAAGAAUAUAUCAUCCAUAAGCCUCCGCAUGUUUGCCCCUGCCACCUGAGUCGGGGCUCGUGAAGCUGCUCAACUUCGCAGACACCGC